Messenger RNA from Phodopus roborovskii (desert hamster), 3758 nucleotides. It is a transcript of the gene Fbrsl1, whose product is annotated as fibrosin like 1. NCBI's taxonomy places the organism in Eukaryota, Metazoa, Chordata, Mammalia, Rodentia, Cricetidae. The record is from RefSeq and is a predicted model, not a curated record. The transcript is spliced from 19 exons. The coding region runs from base 17 to 3130 and encodes 1037 amino acids.
CAGCCGCGGCGCCGCCAUGGAGGCCAAGGUCCGGUCGAGCAGGCGCUCGCGCGCGCAGCGAGACCGCGGCCGGCGUCGGGAAGCCACCCGCGACGCCCGCGCCCAGAGCCCGUCGUCGGGUGACGAGCCGGAGCCCAGUCCCGGCAAGGAGAACGCGGGACUGCACGGCGCGCCGCCUCAGCGCCCUACGCCCCUGCGCGCCGCGCGCCCCCCGCGGCGCCGACGCCGUGAGUCCAGUUCGCAGGAGGAGGAGGUUAUUGACGGCUUCGCUAUAGCCAGCUUCAGCACCCUGGAGGCCCUGGAGAAAGAUAUGGCUCUGAAGCCACAUGAACGGAAGGAGAAAUGGGAUCAACGCCUUGUCAAGAAGCCCCGCGAGUCAGAAAACUGCCCAUCUGCUGAGCUGAGUGAAAACAGACAGACCCUGGAGGUGGGCAGUCCGGGGCCGGAUGCAGAACCCACAUGUGAUGAAGGGACUAGGAAGGUCCCAUUGCAGCCCUCCAGACAGAUGAAAGUCACUAUGGCCAGAGGGGGUGAGCGGAACAGUGAUGAUGACAGUGUCCUUGAAGCUUCCAGCUCUCAGCAUAGCAGCUCCCGGGACCAGCUGAGUGAUAGCUCUGCACAGGCGGUUUCCGGGAGAGGCUACUCAUGCGACAGUGAGAGUGGCGUGGAUGACAAGGCAUCUGUGGGCUCUGAGAAGCUCUUUGCCCCGGCACCUGACAAAGGCUCUGGGAGAGGUGAGAAGUCAGAGGCCAAGGCGGGGGCAGUGCCCAAGGUGUCAGGCCUGGAGCGCAGCCGUGAGCUCAGCACCGAGUCUUUCCUGCCUGCCACAGCACCUGCGCCCUCAGGACCUCCGCCAGGAGCUCCAGCCAGCCCCUUGGUGAAGAGGGAAGCCCCUAUAGUACCUCACCACCUCCCGCAGCCACAGAUCACCCCGCAGCAUCGCGACUCACUCCCAGCACACGUGCCUCUGUCCUUGGGCGCCUUCGUGGGCCCUGGCUCUGGCCAGGUGGCACCCAACAGCCUACACAGCCUCAGCAGGAACAGCAGCACGGUCAGCGGCACCCCUCUGGGCCUGACGAAACACGUGACACUGUCGCCGCACGGCCCUGGCCCCCACCUGUCUACCUCACACCUGGCGCUCAGGUCCCAGGCGCAGCACCAGCACCCCACCGCGGCAAUGUUCGCUGCGCCCCCAACACUGCCCCCGCCCCCGGCAUUGCCCGCCAGCAGCCUGGUCAUCCCAGGACACCCCGCCGAUGCCAGCCUGUUGAUCUCAUUCAACCAACCAAUCAUGUAUUGCCAGCCUCAUUCGGGGAUUCUGAUUGAUCACGAACUGCUCAGGCAAGAGCUGAACACGCGGUUUCUGGUGCAGAACGCCGAGCGGCCUGGCGCCUCCCUGGGCCCGGGGGCUCUGCUGCGGGCCGAGUUCCACCAGCACACGCACCAGCACACGCACCAGCACACACACCAGCACACACACCAGCACCAACACACAUUUGCCCCCUUCGCGGGGCUGCCCCCGACGCCGCUCAUGCCGCCCACCGCACCCUCGCCGUUUGACAAAUUCUCACCCAAGCUGGACAGCCCCUACUUCCGACAUUCCAACACUUCAAACUCAAUCGAGAUAACGGGCCGGGCCAGUGCGGUUCACACUUUGCUGCAGAAAGCCCCUGGGGUGUCAGAUCCUUACCGGACAGCAGUCAGGAAACCAGGGAAGUGGUGUGCGGUACACGUGCAGAUCGCCUGGCAGAUCUACCACCAGCAGCAGAAGAUGAAGAUGCAGCUGGAUCCUCACAAGCUGGAGGUUGGCACAAAGCUGGACCUGUUCAGCAGGCCUCCUGCCCCAGGCAUGUUCUCUGGGUUCCACUACCCACAGGACCUGGCCCGGCCCCUCUUCUCCAGCACAGGUGCCACUCAUCCAACCGCCAACCCAUUUGGACCCUCAGCUCAUCAUGGCAGCUUCCUGUCCACUGGUCAUCUGACAGACCCCUUCAGCAGAUCCAGCACCUUUGGAGGCUUGGGGAGCCUGAGCAGCCACGCUUUUGGAGGUCUUGGGAGCCAUGCACUGACACCAGGGGGUAGCAUCUUUGCCCCCAAGGAGGGCACAGCUUUACUUGGCCUGACCAGCCCCCAUGACACCUGGAACCGGCUGCACCGGGCACCACCUUCCUUCCCCACCCCACCCCCAUGGCCCAAGCCAAUGGAUACAGAGCGCUUCUCAGCCCUGACCAACCACGACCGAGAGCCUGACAAGAGCCAGGAAGAGCAUGAGCGGGACCUCCUGGAGAAGACGCGCCUGCUGAGCCACGCCUCACCUGCAGCACCAGUGGGCCACCCCAUCAGCAGCCUCCUGCAGCGGGGCCCCAGCGAGCUGGGCCGCCCUGGGAUCCUCACAGAGCGAGAGGCUGAGCCUCGGAUCAAGGAGAGCCACUCACCUGGCAAAGAGGAUGGCGCCAAACUGGCCGUGCGACCUCCAUCUCCCUAUUGCAAGGCAGCCCUGGGUGACUGCUUGCGCCUGGCAGGCCUGUUGGGUCGGGAGUCCGGGAAGCAGACGCCUGAGAGGCCUCAGGGCGACGUGAAGGUAAAAGAGGAGCGCAGGGAAGACGAGACACCGGAGCUCAUGGGCGUCAGUGUGCACUCCACGGCCACACACAUGGGCCUGGGCACGUCGGGCUUCGUGUGGGACCCGCCGCGUGACUCCUACCGGAGCCUAGAGCUGCCUCGUCGCGCCUUUCCCGCCCCGCCGCCCGCUGCGGGCCCCGCUCCCUUCGAGCUCUCUGAGCGCGCCUAUCGCGACCGCGAGCCUCACGACUACAGCCCAGAGCGCCUGAGGGAGGUGCGCCGGGAGGAGCUGGAGCACGCGCACGCGCACGCGCCCGACCCAGACGCCGCCGCGCUGUUGCCCGCAAUGCACUACCCGCGCCUGGCCCCUGGCGCGCUGCAUGGUGCGCUCCUGGCCCGGACCCCGCCGGCUGCCGCCGCACUUGGUGCGCCUCCUCCACUGGUGGCUGCAGGAGGAGUGUCCACGCCACCUGCGCGCCCCAGGACGACGCCGCUGGCGCUCGGACCUGGCGAGGGGCGCGACUACUCGCCAGCAACGUGCAACCCGCCCGAGGUGGAGGCGCGGUAGUCCCGGCAUGACGGACUGGCUCACUUGAAUUCCUGGGACCUGAGCACGCACAGGAGCAGCACAGCUCGCUGCAGGCUGCAGCUUGCAUAGUCGAGAACUUUAAGCUUUCUGGGGGUGACUUCAUUUUCCGAGCUUGCGAUUAGGUCACUGGGAGAAAUUUAGCUUUGUACCCCCCCCCACAGGUGACAAGCAUUUCUAAUGGUUUUGUAUUUUUCUUAAUUUUGUGCUCUAACAUUUUAAAGAACCAAAAAAAAAAAAAAAGAAAAAAGAAAAAGAAUUUUUAGUUGGGAUUUACAGUUGUUUCACUUCUCAGAUCCCAUUUGAGCCCCAGAGUUUGUCUUAUUUAUGGAAAGAAACGGUCUUUCUGUCAGCGCACUGUGAGGCUCCGCACUCAGGCCCGGCUCUGGCCUUCCCUUGGUACUUGGAACCGAAGUUACAGAUAUAUAUAUAUGUAUGUAUAUUAAAAUAAUAAUUAAUAAUAAUGUACAAAACUGGUUUUUCUGCCUUAUUCUAUUAUGCAUAGAUGUAAGAGGAUUUCUUUGGUUUGUUUUUUUAGAAAAAAAUGUAAAUAUUCUGUUGAUAUAAUUAUAAAACUUAUUAAAUUCUUAACCUGGACAGUCUAUAACAA